CAAGUCCUCGGUCGAUGAUCCUGAUAUGUUCGGUCUGUGCUUUCAAGGGUUGGCUUCCUUCACUGAAGCAGUGAUGCAUUUCUAGUAGUCUAUCUGGCAAAGUAGAAUUUUUCUUCACGUUUGCACCUCCAUUUUCGAUACACGCUUUCUCUCUCCUUGUGAUUCCGGACAAGAUGGUGCAUUAUAUCGAUGGCAAGGAUGUCAUGAUCUCGGAAUGGAUUCUCCUUGCUCUGGCCUACGUGUUUGUCGCCGCACGCAUCUACACGCGCCUUUUUCGUCUUCGCCAGAAGCUGGACUGGUCCGAUUACCUUUUGAUCGCGUCAGCGCUCGAUGCGCUAGGUCUCAUCAUUUGCGACACCCUCACGUACCAGAUGGGCGUGCUGGACGACUACGAGACUAGUGUGAGACUGUCAAAAAUAUCGUUCGCAUCCAAUUACUUCUACGACUUUGGUAUGGGUUUCCCCAAACUCAGUAUGCUGGCCUUCUACUGGGCGUACUUCAACUUAUCCGCUCAUCCUGGUAUGCGCAAGAUGCUAUACGGCAUGACUGGCUUUGUCGUCGCUUGCUACCUCACUAUCCUAUUUGACGAUACGUUCUUCUGCGGCGGAGAUGUCUCUGUGCAAUGGAGUCAGGAAGAUGGCGCAUGCUCCGUGUUCUACGCGCCGGAACCCUUCAUUCUCAACUUCACGCUCAAUCUAGCUUGUUAUCUGGUAGUCUACGCCAUCCCGGCAAUACUUUUGGCACGAGGCGUACUCCAGAGCUCGAGUGGCGUCACACUUACUUUCGCGCUCGGUGCCCUCACGAUCAUUUCUGGCAUUGUGCGCUUUGUUUGCCUGAAAGUAGGAACUGGUCAGGAGAACCUUGUCUACCCUUUGAGCAUGGUCGAAAUGGCACUCUCCAUAAUUGUCGUUUCGCUGCCCGGACUGAAGCCUCUCCUUGAUAGCUCAAAAACCAGCAGAAAUGCCUCGACAGUUGAGGAUCAGCAGUACCCAGAACAGUUCAAAACUGCCGUGGCUUAGGGUAUGCAAGAAUCCGUAUUGUCG
This is a messenger RNA of Boeremia exigua, 1043 nucleotides long. RefSeq lists its product as uncharacterized. The transcript has 4 exons. The record is from RefSeq and is a predicted model, not a curated record. The coding region runs from base 174 to 1019 and encodes 281 amino acids. Lineage: Eukaryota; Fungi; Ascomycota; Dothideomycetes; Pleosporales; Didymellaceae.